Molecule: messenger RNA, 1504 nt
Organism: Diaporthe batatas
Lineage: Eukaryota; Fungi; Ascomycota; Sordariomycetes; Diaporthales; Diaporthaceae
Exons: 1
Coding region: 29-1504 (491 amino acids)
Molecular function (GO): oxidoreductase activity, acting on the CH-CH group of donors; flavin adenine dinucleotide binding
Source: RefSeq, a predicted model, not a curated record
GCAGAAGCUACCUAGGUAUGAACGUCUCAUGCAUUAUUUACCUCGGCAUUUUCAAGGCGUUGUGAAUCAUUUCACAAGCCCUGGAUGUACUGAGCUCAAAUUUCGAUCCACCCUAUACCUGCGUAUGCAUUAUCAAGAACUGUGGAACUCCCGCGAUAAAAGGGAGUGUCACCACGGACCAAUUCGAACCAACCGAGAGCAUCUGCGUGAUAUCAUGUCCAGGGAGAACCAGGAUCCUCAGCUUCCCUGGGCAGAGCCGGCCUGGCUAAAGUCCCUGGAGUCGCCUUACUAUAAUGAAUCCCACAGGAAGCUCCAAGCUUAUGCCAGGAAUUAUAUCGACCGGAAAAUUAUCCCUCAUCAUCUCAGAUGGGAGGAGGAGGGCGAUUGCCCAGUUGAAGCAAAGGCCGACUACAUCAACUCCGGGCUGCCCUUUGCAAAUAUACCAGCCGACUACAGGCCGCGCGGACAUGAGCUCGUGGCAGGUAUACCAGUUAAUACUCUCGACGUCUUCCAUUUCAUGAUUCUCAGCGAUGAAAUAGGCCGAAUAGAGGGGGGCGUCGGUAUCGCACUGGGAGGAGCGAAUUCCAUUGGCGUGCCGCCCAUAAUCAACCACGGUACUGAGGAGCAGAGGCGCCGAUGGCUGCCUGGACUAUUCACGCAAGAAACCAAUUUUUGUUUGGGCAUUACAGAGCCCAGCGGUGGCAGCGACGUUGGCAAUAUUCGCACCAAGGCAGUCAAGUCUGCGGACGGGCUCAAUUACUUAGUCACAGGCACCAAGAAGUGGAUCACGGGCGCACAAUGGGCAUCGCAUAUGACAACAGCAGUUCGCACCGGAGGCCCCGGGAUUCAAGGCAUUUCGAUGCUUGUGGUGCCUCUAUGCUCAGAUGGGGUCGAAAUCGACAAAAUAUACAAUAGUGGUCAAAAUGCCGGCGGAGCGAGCUGGGUGCGUAUGAGGGAUGUUCGCGUGCCGAUCGCGAAUUUGCUUGGACAGGAGAAUGAGGGAUUCAAAUACAUCAUGACCAAUUUCAAUAAGGAGAGGUUUCUCAUGGCAAUUCUUUGCAACCGCAAAGCUCGGACCUGCCUCAGCACAGCAAUGCAGUAUGCAUACACCAGAGAGACCUUCGGCAAGCCCCUUAUCUAUCACCAGAUCAUCCGACACAAGAUCAUCACGAUGGCUAGGGAGGUGGAGUCGCACUGGGCAUGGUUAGAACAGAUCGCUUAUCACAUACAGAUGCGAGGAUGGCAGAACGAUGAUGUUGCGGGAAGAAUUGCUCUGGCAAAGGUGUCAGGUGGUAGGUUGCUAGAGCAUGCCGCGAGAGAGGCGCAACAAACCAUGGGUGGAGUCGCGUACCAGAGAAAUGGGCCUGGCGGAGGAGGUCUCGUCGAGCAAAUUACGAGGGACCUGAGAAUGAUGGUCGUGGGAGGCGGGUCCGAGGAAAUACUUGGUGAUCUCGCCUUUAGGCAGGACAUAAAGGCAGCGCAGAGGCAGUCGCCAAAGUUGUAG